Molecule: messenger RNA, 939 nt
Organism: Candidozyma pseudohaemuli
Lineage: Eukaryota; Fungi; Ascomycota; Pichiomycetes; Serinales; Metschnikowiaceae
Gene: CPP1
Product: tyrosine/serine/threonine protein phosphatase
Exons: 1
Coding region: 1-939 (312 amino acids)
Biological process (GO): protein dephosphorylation; negative regulation of MAPK cascade
Cellular component (GO): nucleus; cytosol; cytoplasm
Molecular function (GO): protein tyrosine/threonine phosphatase activity; MAP kinase tyrosine/serine/threonine phosphatase activity
Source: RefSeq, a predicted model, not a curated record
AUGAAACAACUUCUGCUCAAUUUGAGCUCACCGCCUCAACCCGUCAGCGACCCUGUACAGCUGCCGCUGCGAAAUGGGCUCAAGAAGCCUCCAGCAUUGUCGAUUCCACCAGGCCUGGCCUCUGCAUUGAUAACUCCCGUUGUCGCCCUGACACCUUUGAUACCGCCAGCUCCACCUCCGCAGAAAACAAAUGUCGCCUCACUACGCCUGCUGCCUGUGAUGCCCCUGUCCGAAUUUUCCCUUGGGGACUCUCCACCUCACUUUGCACCAAGCAGUCCUGAUAUUGCGUUGCUGAGCCCCUUUGGUCUCGAAGCAGGUCUUGUGGACAAUGUCAACGAUAAAGUCAUGCCCGCUACGAAAGAGCCCUUUCUUCCGCCCGAGGAGCUUCAGGAACAAUCCAAUCUUGAUGCAUAUCCCUAUGGACCUGCCAGAGUAUUAGAUACAACGUUAUUCUUGUACCUGGACCCAAAGAAUUCCAAACGCCCGGUGGACAUCAACGACUAUGACCUUGUGGUUAAUGUGGCCCGUGAUUGUGACGACUUGCUGGCUGAGUACGACGACAGAGACGGGCACCGCACCUAUCUUCAUGUGCCGUGGUCUCAUACGUCCCUGAUUCUGAAGGAGCUCCUUAACAUCACGUCCACGAUUGCCCGCUAUGAUAAGCCGGGGUCCCGAAUUCUUGUUCACUGCCAAUGUGGUGUGCUGCGCUCGGCUUGCGUUGUCGUGGCGUAUUUCAUGGUGAAGUUUGAUCUUCUGGUGAAUGAAGCAUACGAACUCUUGAAGUCAGGCACUGCCAACACCGCUGAGCCAUGCAAUUGGCGCAUCGCUCGUGAAGGUCACCACGUUGAUGCAUGUGAACGUAUUUGUCCCAAUAUGAGCUUGAUUUUUGAGUUGAUGGACUUCGAUGACCUCAGGAAGGCCAAAGAUACCACAGAAUAA